AGAAGAAGAUGAUGAAGGUGAUACUCAUGAAGAUGAUUAAGAUCAAGAUUUGAUUUACAUAGGAAAAUGUAGUAUAUCUCGUAAAACUAAUUUAUUUAUAAGUACUAUUCAUAAAACUUUAUUGUGUGUGUGUGUGAAUGAGAAGACUGCAUAAAACAUUAUUUGUUUGAUUUUAAGUUAAUAUAAUACUUGAUGACUCUAUGUUUUAUUAUGGCAUAGUUUUGUGAUAAAUGUUAAAAAUGGUGGAGAUUUGGUGUUAAUUAACAAAAUAGAAGAAAUAUGUUAUUAUUAUUAUUAUUAUUUUUAUAAAUCAUCCUUCUUUGUCUCUGUCAACUGCUUCUUCCAAGUCACUGUCAACAACAACCACCAUCGCCACACAUAGCUUUCACCUUCCAAGCACCGGCAGUCUCGAACCACCGCCAACCGCCACUUCAAUCUCCUCUCCGAUGGGGCAUUUCUCCACUAUGGAUUGAGGAUGAUGGCAGAGCAUUUCCCGUCAGCAAUAGCUCGAUUGUCUCAUGUCUGAAGUAAAUAAAAUGGGAGCUCAACCUCGCGCUGUUCAAGAGCUGGUACUUACAGCAAUUGUCAUCCCAACUAGCAAUACUUCUAUUUCUUCAUAUUCACCAAAUUUGAAAAUAUGGACAAUCCAAAGGACGGAAUAUACAUUAUCGAGUCCAAUUCAAUUGAUUGCUGGAUACAUGGGGAAGAAAAACACGAAAAAACUCCCAAAAUCAGUAUCAGGAUUUCAAAAUCAUGUUACCUUAAGGGAAGAAGCUACCGGAAAAAUAAAAACGAUGCCAAUCACUAACACAAAGUCACAUUUGAGAAUUGAACACUUGAAAAAGCUUGCGGUGUGGACCGUGACUGGCCCUCACAUACUGUCUUUGGCUGCUUUCUUUGGUCACCAUUUGGCCACUGUUUCAGAGGUCGCUAGAGUACCUCCUGAUUCUUCUUUAGUCACUUGCCAGAGGUUCAUGGACGCGUUGAAACACAUCUAAUUGAGGGAGUAGGACACUUUCAAAUGGAAGGACCUGCCUAUGAUGCUCACAUGGUUGAGUUCAUCACUGCACACUGCUUCACAGAUAAAAGCUUGCAUUUGCAUAUUACAACUGUAACUAGUGUAAGACCUGUUGAUUCACACGGGUUCGAUGAUUUGUAAUUGUUAUAUGAAUUCAAUAUGGUAAGUUUGCAUUCGCACCGGUGGUGCAGGAAACAAUUGGGCUAGUAGAUACCAUCAUGUUUGUCACUAGAACAUCAUGUAAUUAGGAUUUCUGUGAUCUUUUUAAAAAAUUUUGUUACUUCCAAUUUCAUCUAUUGAUAAUUUGUUGUGAACUUGCUAGUUUAAAUGCAUGUGUGCUUGAUUGCUUGUGAA
Messenger RNA from Trifolium pratense (red clover), 1372 nucleotides. RefSeq lists its product as uncharacterized. NCBI's taxonomy places the organism in Eukaryota, Viridiplantae, Streptophyta, Magnoliopsida, Fabales, Fabaceae. Bases 519 to 998 code for a protein of 159 amino acids. The transcript has 3 exons. The record is from RefSeq and is a predicted model, not a curated record.